AUGCAACACACUGGGAGAAAUUCAUUGAGCUCAUCCUUGUCGUCAAUUCAGAACAGCAACAAUAACAACACUAUUGGAGGAUCGAACAACAAUCAUUCACCAUCCAUUCCGUCUUCAUUACAUACGACAUUGACCGAAGGAUCAUCAGCAAUUCCCUAUAGCACAAGCACUCACGGAAUUUCUCCUCAUCACCAGUAUCAUCCUCACCACUCUUCAUCCAUGACUCCUACGGCUGCAACUCUGAUUUCUUCUUCUUCACCAUCAUCAUCCACUCAAGGAAAGGAAAAGGAGAUAAAUUCGAAUAGUACCAGCAGCACCAACAACUUUCCUUCCUCUUUUCAGUCAUCCUCGUCAUCUUCACCUCCACAACAACAUCAUCACCAUCAUAAUUCGUCCAAUAAUACGACCACUACGACAACUCAUCACCCCCAAGAGCAAGUGACCACUACGACAACCACUUCUCUGACCACUACCAAACAACAAGCACUGAAAUCUAGCCUUUUAAUGACGACCACUACGGCUGUGGUGCUGAAUAAUACCAACUCGGCUGCCAUUAAUACUUCUCUGACGACUUCUGUUUCAGCAUCAUCCUCAACUGUAAUCCCAACUUCAAGCAAUCUGAAAUCACCACAACAUUCACCACGUCCAAGAACCAUUAGCAAUCCCCAUGCCUACAGCUAUCGGAACACACACUAUGGCAAUCCAUACCCUCAGACCAGUGCUUUCAUGAAUUGGUUUUCUUCCUUCUCUGGUAGUUCGGGACAUAAUUCUCACCACAACAAUUUCAAUUCUCCAAUUAUUGGAGCAUCCAAGAAGGAAUUUAAACACUCCAUGCCCUUUUUACGUACUUGCUUUAUGAAGGCUAGGACCAGUAUCGUCAUUCUCCUUAUAUUAUGUGCUAUUGCUUCUCUACUUUUUGUUUUGAAUUUACGUUCCAAUGUAUUUUCCAAAAUUCAUAAUACCAUUAGUACUGGUGUUGAUGAUGCUCUAGAAACACUUGAAGAAGCCAAUACCAUCUAUGAUGCUAGUUAUGAUAGAUAUCGUAUUCCUCUCUCCAAAGACCAAGUAGAACGACCUGAUUGGGAAAACAUUCAAAAGAACGACCCUAGAAAGCUUCGGAUACAUCCCUCUGGAAGAAAGCAAGCUUCGGAUUCGAGAAGAAGGAAGAAACACGAGACCUCUUCCUCGUCAUCCUCUUCAUCAACAACCACACAACAACAACAACCACAAAUUGAAAAGCCAACACCCACACGAAUUGUUGCAACUCCACCAGCGUCAUCCACAACAGAACAACCAAAACUUGAACAAGAAAACAACAAGGCUACAAAAACCACUACUACCACCGUACAUCCAGACAUGGGUCCAAAAGUCAUUCAACACAUGGAUGACAGCAACAAACAUCCAAUACCUGUAAAGCCAGAACCAAUCACCUAUGUCAAACCACUCAGACCUGAUGGAAAUGAUGUGCGUACGGAGGUUCCAAAACCUGCAGUGGAAAAUGAAGAAAAUCCAGAUUUUAAAAUUGAUCACAUCUAUGUGAUUAACUUGAAAAUUAGAGAAGACAGAAAGUUAAAGUCAAUCCGAAGACUCAACACUCUCGGUGGCAUCUUUUCAAAUUAUAGCUUCUUUGAACCUGUGUAUGGAGAGGCAUUGUCUGACAAGGACAUCUUUAACCACGUGUCAAUAACAACUUAUAAGGCCAUUGCAGAAGGAAGAAGUCUUGAUUAUCAACUUGCUACCAAGGGUGCAGUUGGAUGCUAUCUGACACAUACAAAUAUUUGGAAAGAUAUGAUUGAGAAAGGUUAUGAGAAAAUUUUGAUUUUUGAGGACGAUUUUGAAAUUACUAGUCCCUAUGACGAAAUUAUGACCUAUUUCGCACAUUUACCAAAAGAAUUUGAUGUAGCUUUUAUGUAUUUUAGUCUCUUCCCUGGAAGUGGAGAAUUUGAAAGAUACAAUGAUUAUUGGAUGACAACAUCAGCAACUAGAGUCUAUGGAGCAGCUAGUUAUAUCAUUACUAGAAAGGCUGCCCUAAAGUUAUUGGAAAAAGCGUUCCCAAUCGAUUUACAGCUAGAUGCUUUUAUUAACCAUUAUGUGACAUUCACCGGUGGUUUAAGAUUAUACUCGAAUAAGCUUCUCUUUGGACAUGAAAUUAUUGAAUUAUUCAAUACCAAUGUCCAAGAUUAUUGCUGGAAAUGUUUUGCAAAUAUUUUAAUGGACAAUUUCCUUUCCUUUGAUUUAGUGAUGAAUGUAUUCAUUGUUGUGGCUGUGGUUGUUGUAAUUUUAAUUCUCUAUGCCAAGUACUUUUCAAGAAUACUUGCUAAUAGAAAGAAGGGAAAGCCAGAACGAUUAGCUGAAUGGGCUCACAAUGAAUGA
Naegleria lovaniensis is the source of this 2373-nucleotide messenger RNA. RefSeq lists its product as uncharacterized. NCBI's taxonomy places the organism in Eukaryota, Heterolobosea, Eutetramitea, Acrasida, Naegleriidae. Bases 1 to 2373 code for a protein of 790 amino acids. The transcript has a single exon. The record is from RefSeq and is a predicted model, not a curated record.